UUGCAAAUAAUUUGGAUAACCGCUCGAAUUGUUCAUUUUGUUGAUAAACUAGUCUUACGAGAAGAAUUGCUUCCUAUCCAGUCAGGAUUCCGCAUUGUUUCCGUGUUAACCUGCUUACUAAAUGGUUUUGUCGGUUCAUUGUUGUUCAGCAUUCGUUAAAAUAUCACCUAUUGUGAAGUUCACUGAGAUUUGACAUUGCUUAUUGUUUGCUAAAUAAUUGCUUGAGCAGCUAGUACGAGCUCCUGGCUAGCAUUCGUAAUGUAGACUAUCAAGGUCCUACUGCGAACUAAAAACUCCAGCAGCAGUUUAAAGAAGUCCAGUCCCGCUACAGGUUAGCUGCAGAGUUGUUAAAAAAAAUCAACAUGUGGCAAAAACCAGAAUAUUACGCUCUGUCAGUUACAUGGAUAUUUCUUAGUUUUAAUGGUUCAAUGGCUGUAGAAAGUAUAACAUUGAUGGAUAACACUGUGAUUCCUGAAGUCAGAACAACAGAAAAUAUCGUUGCACGGACCAUUUACUCAACAAUUGAAACAUCACAGCCAACCAUCUUUCCUGAAAAGUCUCCUUUACAGAAGACGUCUGAAAAUGUUAACAAGAUAACCAUGGUAACUAAGGAAUAUACAGCGAAUACGAAUCAGGCGAGUAUACCACAUCCUGUGUCCCCUCUAAUUCAUAAAUCAACGUACUCACCUGUCGCUACAUCCAAGAUGGUCGAUGUCACAUCGCCUCCUUUUUCCCCUGCUAAAGACGAUGGUAUCUACAUCCUAGUCGGAGCAGCAUGUGCUGGCUUUAUCAUUUUGAUCGUCUUUAUCAUUCUCUCUGUCUUCCUAUACAAACGAUGUGGAAGGAAUAAAUAUACAAAAGCUAAACCGGAACCAAAUUAUGACGAUGAAAAAGGUGAUAUCAGCGGAGCACGUUGGGUAUUUACUGACGGUAAUCAAGAUUGGUUGUACGAUGGGGCUGAAGAUGAUGAUGAUAAACAAUAUGUUGGUCCGUUAGUAGGUAAAACGGGCAAACGGCAAAGUUUGAUGGACAAACGUUAUGUACAUGAUAGCGAAACAUUUGGAGGCGUAAGUUCACUAACAGCCCCGAAACGCCCCAAUCUUGUGAUCAGUGAAAGUGCUGGGAGUUUAGAAGGAAUGACGUUUGGAGAAGAAGAGAAUACGAAUUCGCAAUAUAUAGAUGACACAAGAACUGAUGAUAUAGCCGACAAUAGUGUUGGCAACAUAAGAAGUAGUGUUGGAUUAGAAGAGUUCCAGCCUUCCAAUACAGAUAAUGUUCAAUCAGAAUUAAACGUCCAGUCCGACAAUGACUUUGAAAUGAAUCUGCUUUCGAAAGCACAUCCAAACAAUAACGGAAUAGAAACAUAGAAUAACCACAGGCCUACGAUGAUUUGUGAUUGAGAUGCACAACUAACUGUAUUAUUUUAUCUACCGUAUUAUUGUUUGAAAAAUGAAAUAUUAUUUUGUUUUCAACCAAUCACCAGCUUCUCACUACCCAAAACAUAUAAGUAUUUAUAUUUAUAUAUGCAGAUAUUAUUC
This is a messenger RNA of Anneissia japonica, 1538 nucleotides long. RefSeq lists its product as uncharacterized. The transcript has 4 exons. The record is from RefSeq and is a predicted model, not a curated record. Bases 363 to 1367 code for a protein of 334 amino acids. Lineage: Eukaryota; Metazoa; Echinodermata; Crinoidea; Comatulida; Comatulidae.